This is a messenger RNA of Brugia malayi, 585 nucleotides long. RefSeq names its product HD domain containing protein. The transcript is spliced from 4 exons. Gene Ontology annotation, molecular function: 5'-deoxynucleotidase activity. The record is from RefSeq and is a predicted model, not a curated record. The coding region runs from base 1 to 585 and encodes 194 amino acids. Gene Ontology annotation, cellular component: cytoplasm. Lineage: Eukaryota; Metazoa; Nematoda; Chromadorea; Rhabditida; Onchocercidae.
AUGAAAGCUGAGUUGACAGAAACGAGGGAUAUUUUCAACUUAUUGAAUGUGUUGAAUGAAUUAAAGCAUUUGAAAAGGACUGGAUGGGUGAAAUUCAAUAUUCCGGAACCGGAAACAGUAGCUUGCCAUAUGUAUCGUAUGGCAGUACUUGCGAUGUUACUAGAUAAUAAUGACUGUGAUCGUGCUAAGUGUAUCCGAAUGACAUUGGUACAUGAUCUGGGUGAAGCUAUUAUAGGUGAUAUUACUCCGCGCUGCGGUAUUUCGGUUACAGAGAAACAUCGAUUGGAAGAUGAGGCUAUGAAAAAAAUCACGGAGAUGGUACCAUCAACAGUUGGUGAAGACUGGUAUUCGUUAUGGCAGGAGUAUGAAGCCAAUGAAACUAAAGAAGCCAAAAUUGUUAAACAUUUGGAUAAAUUCGAUAUGGUCGUUCAAGCUUCUCACUAUGAACAAAAAUACGGGAUAGAUUUGGAAGAAUUCUUCACAACAACAAAAGAUUCAUUUACUCUGGAACCUUUUAUGUCAUGGAACGAAGAGUUACGGAUGAAGCGAUAUAUAAGGAAAAACGCAACACAGGAAAAUAAUUGA